Molecule: messenger RNA, 1122 nt
Organism: Neltuma alba
Lineage: Eukaryota; Viridiplantae; Streptophyta; Magnoliopsida; Fabales; Fabaceae
Exons: 4
Coding region: 1-1122 (373 amino acids)
Cellular component (GO): membrane
Source: RefSeq, a predicted model, not a curated record
AUGAUAAGAAGAAUAGGUCAGCAAAAGCAGAAAAACGUUUGGUCUUUUCAAGUAAUUAACGAACUUCUUUUUCGUGCUUCCUUGUACGUGUACGAAGAUGAUGGGAGUGAACCCCAAGCCAUCAAUGAUUUCGCCCUAGACACUGAUCGCGCAAAGGGUGAAACCAGAGCUGCUUAUUCAUUAGAUGAAAACAGCAAACUAAUAGUACUUGAAAAUGAUAACCAACCAGGGGACAAAGGCCUGAAAGAUUCUAAAAAGAAGAGAACGGCCUCCGUUCUAAUCGCUGCAAAGAAGGGAGUGAUAGAGAUGGUUGAGAAGAUUGUAAAAUUGUUUCCUGUGGCUAUUGAAGAGAAAAAGAAUGUAGUGCUGUUGGCGGUAGAGCACAGGCAACACCAGUUUGGAUGCACAGGCAACACAAGGAAUAUUCCCGGCGCUGACGUCCAAAUGCAAUGGGAGAUCAAAUGGUUGGAGUUUGUGAAAGAGUCAAUGCCGUCUCAUCUAUUUGCUAAACGCAACAACCAUAAUGAAACCCCAGAUCACAUCUUCAAGGAAACUCACGCUCAAUUAGUGAAAAGCGGAGGGGAGUGGCUGCAUAAAACAUCAGAGGCGUGCUCUGCGGUGGCGGUGGGGAUAGCGACGGUGGCCUUUGCAAGAUCGGCCACCUUGCUCGGUGGUGUUGACCAAAACACCGGCCGCCCAACACUGGAAGGGGAGCCAGCAUUCAACGUGUUUGCCAUCUCAUCACUCAUUGCAUUGUUCUGUUCCGUCACCGCCGUAGUGAUGUUCCUAUCCAUAUUCACUUCUCGUUAUCAGGAGUAUGAUUUUCGGGUUGACCUGCCCAUGAAGCUUAUAGUGGGUUUGACCUCAUUGUUCAUGUCGAUUGCUUCCAUGUUAGUGUCAUUCUGUGCCGGCGAUUUCUUUGUGCUCAGGGAUCAACUCCGACACUUUGCGCUUCCUAUAUAUGCAGCGGAGAUUGGCCUGGCAGCGACCGUUUUUGCUUUUUCGAAGUUCCCACAUUUCUCCGAUCUGGCGGGGGCCGCCUUAAAAGUGUGCCACAGCGUAGCUACAAGCCCACAAGGCCAUCCCCGUCAAAUUCAGCGGAGAGGAUUCUGCCCGGCAUGA